AUCUACUCUGCAUUUUUAAAUGUCAGACCCUUGUCUUUCUGUAUUUAUAUUAUAACCUCAAAAAUUGUAGGCGACGCAAGAAUUUCAAGUGCUCCAAUAAAUUUGACUAAUAAUAUCGAAUUAUUUACAAUAAAAUAUGAUGGAGGGAUAUGAGAUAAGAAUUUCCAAUAGCAAAAAAGGAAAAGGUCUGUUUGCUACUAAAAAGUUUGCAGAAGGUGAUGUUAUUCUCGAAGAAGAUCCCUUGGUUUCAUGCCAAUUUGCGUGGAAUGCUGCCUACAGAUAUAUAGCAUGCGAUCAUUGCAUGAGGCCACUGGAGACGCCAGAGCAAAAUGUGCGGAGGUUAGCCAACAAGCCAGACUUUGUGCUUCCAUACCCCGACUGUGUGGACAUUGGGUUCGGCCAGCCAGUUCCUUGUGACCAGUGUGGAGUCCUCUAUUGCUCUGAAGGUUGCCGUAAUAAAGCUCUGGAGCAAUACCAUCGGACACUCUGCCAUGACCCCAGCGAUGCACAGCAUCCUAUUGUAUUGCUUUUGGACACUUGGAAACAAAUGCACUACCCACCGGAGACAACAAACAUAAUGCUCCUCGUGCGGAUACUGGCCUACAUCCACCAGAGUCCGCAGCCGGACGAGGCCGCAUCCACCAUCAAGAGGUUCUGCCACAGAACCGUGAAUGAAGAUGCGGAGCUGGUGCACAAGUUGCUUGGUGAACAGUUCACCAGUCAAAUGAACACAUUAAGAGAGAUGACAGCCAAUGUUGUGAGUGGGGAGAAUGUACAAGAGUUCGUGACCCCGGACGGCUUCUGCUCCCUCAUGGCCCUCAUCGGCACCAACGGGCAGGGCGUGGGCAGCAGCCCGCUGGCCGCGUGGGCCUCCCGCGCGCCGCAGCUGCCGCUGUCCGACGACGAGAGGAGACAGCUGGACGCGCUCCUCGACCACGUGUACCAGUGCGUCGACGCCGAAUCCGGCACAUUCCUCAACACGGAAGGCUCGGGUCUCUACCAAGUGCAAAGCGCCUGCAACCACAGCUGUUCACCUAACGCCGAGCCAGGCUUCCCGCACGGCAACCAUAGACUACAGCUGAAGGCUGUCAAGGAUAUUGAGGAGGGCGAGGAGAUUUAUAUCAGCUACUUGGACGAGUGCAUGAUAGGCCGGUCCCGGCAUUCUAGGCAGAAGGAGCUAGCCCUAAACUACCUAUUCGUGUGUUGGUGCGAGCGAUGCAUGUCGGAAGCUUCAGACCCCGACGUGACCAGCGAAGAGGAAAUGAGCGAAGAAGAGAUAUCCGAUGCAGACGACUGAUGUUCCAACUUCCUUGCCGUCUGCCUCCUUGGUCUAUGAACAAUGGCGACUGGUAAGCACUGGCUGAAAAGGAAGAGAAUACGCAGCCGUAAAUUAAAAAAGAAAAAAAUAAAAGACUAUCAAAGAGUUUACAUUGUGUUUUGUAUGCAAAGAGGUGCGCGUGAAAAAAGUUGGCGAUGCUAGCGCCACUCAGGAGUGGUGGCGGAAAUAUGAUCAAUAUUUUGUAUGAGUAGUUAAUACGAAAAGUAUGGACCUAACUUACACUA
This is a messenger RNA of Plutella xylostella (diamondback moth), 1563 nucleotides long. It is a transcript of the gene Smyd5, whose product is annotated as SET and MYND domain containing, class 5. Gene Ontology annotation, molecular function: protein binding; histone H4K20 methyltransferase activity. Gene Ontology annotation, biological process: negative regulation of gene expression, epigenetic. Lineage: Eukaryota; Metazoa; Arthropoda; Insecta; Lepidoptera; Plutellidae. The record is from RefSeq and is a predicted model, not a curated record.